AUGAGUGACGUCGAGGACCGCAACGGGAAUUCAAAAUCCCGUUCCAUCUCUCCCAGUCGAAGCCGUAGCAGAUCGCCGAGCGAUCACAAGUCUCGCAGUCGAUCACCCACACACUCGAAGACACGUUCUAGAUCGCUUUCUCGGCCACCCAGCCGCAAUGGCAGCAAGUAUAAGAGCCGCUCGAGGCAUUCGUACUCAAGGUCACGUUCCCGGUCCCGUUCGUAUUCUGGAGAUCGUCGACGCAGUUACCGUAGCCACUCUCGAGGCUCUGGCUCGAGACGCAGCAGACAUGAAAACCCAAAACCUAACAAAUGUCUAGGCAUAUUCGGCCUAAGUGUGUACACUACAGAACACCAACUGUACGAUAUAUUUGCAAAAUAUGGUUCCAUCGACAAAAUCCUUAUUAUUAUUGAUGCUAAAAGUGGAAGGUCUCGCGGUUUUGGUUUUGCCUAUUUCAAAAAGCAUGAAGAUGCUAAGGUAGCUAAAGAAGAAUGCUCUGGCAUGGAAAUUGAUGGCCGUAGAAUUCGAGUAGAUUUUUCAAUUACCCAACGUCCUCAUACGCCAACACCUGGCAUUUAUAUGGGCAGACCAACAAUGAGAGAAGAAAGGUCAUCUAGAAGAAGAGGUUAUGAUAGAUAUGAUAAUAACCGAUAUGAUCGUGGUGAUCGAUAUGACCGUGGAGAACGUUAUGAUAGAUAUGACAGAGAUAGAGAUUAUGAUGAUUACUAUGAGGGUGGAUACAGAGGCGGCGGCGGUGGUGGUAGAGGAGGUGGUGGUGGCGGCGGUGGUGGAGGAGGCCACUACAGAGAACGCAGAUCACCAUCCUACUACAAAAACAGAUCACGUUACGAUAGAUCACGUUCACGUUCUUAUUCUCCACGUCGUAAUAAAACCUAA
Molecule: messenger RNA, 897 nt
Organism: Macrosiphum euphorbiae (potato aphid)
Lineage: Eukaryota; Metazoa; Arthropoda; Insecta; Hemiptera; Aphididae
Source: the annotation of a GenBank genome assembly